UUUAUUUGGGUUUGAUUUCUCUCUGGAUCUGUGUGGAAGCUUUUCUAGGGUUUUCAUUUUCCCAGUUUUUCCUUCUGCUCCUCAGCUCCUGCCAUGAAGCUCACUGUCAAGACCUUGAAGGGAAGCCAUUUUGAGAUUAGGGUUCAGCCCUCCGAUACGGUUAUGGCGGUAAAGAAAAACAUUGAAGAUGUACAAGGAAAAGACAACUAUCCGUGUGGGCAACAAUUAUUGAUUCAUAAUGGAAAGGUCUUGAAAGAUGAAACUACACUGGUGGAGAACAAAGUUACAGAAGAUGGUUUUCUAGUGGUCAUGCUUAGCAAGAGUAAAUCCAUAGGAGCAACAGGGACCUCAUCUGCCCAGUCUGCAUCCACUCCUGCACCAGCUGCUAUUCCCACUCCUGCCCCAGCUCCUAUUCCCACUCCUGCUCCAGCUCCUAUUGCCACUCCUGCUCCAGCUCCUAUUGCCACUCCUGCUCCAGCUCCUAAUCCUACUGCUGCAGCUGAAGCUCCUGUAAAUGCACAGGCCCCAAGGAGCAUUUCUACAUCUGAGGUGGCAACAGAUAGUGUGCUUGCUGAUACCUAUGGUCAAGCUGCUUCAAAUAUAGUUUCUGCUAAUCAUCUUGAGCAAACUAUUCAACAAAUAAUGGAUAUAGGCGGUGGAACCUGGGACAAGGAAACUGUUACCCGUGCACUUCGAGCAGCUUACAACAAUCCAGAGCGAGCUGUGGAUUAUUUAUAUUCAGGGAUUCCAGAAGCAGCAGAAGUUGCCGUUCCAGUGGCUCAUUUCCCUGCAGAUCAAGAAACUGGUGGUAUUAAUUCAUCAACUGCAGCGGUUGCAGGGUCAGGUGCAGCACCUGCUGCACCUGCCUCUGGAGUACCUAAUUCUUCUCCCCUUAAUAUGUUUCCUCAGGAAACGCUUUCUGGUGCUGCUGCUGGUGGACUAGGAUCUCUUGAAUUUCUCAGAAACAACCAUCAGUUUCAAGCACUGCGUGCGAUGGUACAAGCAAACCCGCAAAUUUUACAGCCCAUGCUUCAGGAGCUUGGCAAGCAGAACCCUCAUCUUUUAAGAUUAAUUCAGGAGCACCAUGCAGAGUUUCUUCAGUUGAUCAAUGAACCUCUUGAAGGUUCUGAAGGGGAUAUAUUUGAUCAGCCUGAGCAAGAGUUGCCCCAUGCUAUCAAUGUUACUCCAGCAGAGCAGGAGGCUAUUGAGCGGCUUGAGGCAAUGGGAUUUGACAGAGCUCUUGUCAUUGAGGCAUUCUUAGCUUGUGAUCGAAAUGAAGAAUUGGCAGUCAACUAUCUGUUGGAGAAUGCUGGUGAUUAUGAGGACUGAAUGGUAUCCUUGAUUGAUAUCAUCAUUGACGUUCUUUGUGAGUUAUCCCGAAAGUUACACCUCACUGUUGGAAAUUCAAAGGAACUGUUUGUUCAUCUUCUAGUAUGUGGUUUUCACCCUUGUUGAUCGGGUGGUGUUUCAGUAGGUUCCCAUUGUUUGCCCAUGAGCGCGAGUGUUCAAAUUCUCCAAGAAAGUAUUGGUUAAAUGCUGCUUGCGGACUCUGCAAUGCAUUUGAUUGGUGAUGAUUCUUUGCUUUUCCCCCCCCUCAAUUCAGGCAUACGGAAUGGUGCAAGGAUAUAUAUAAAUUAACUGAACUUUCAGCUAUAUGCUUCUACCUUUUGUUUUUGUUUUUGUUUUUGAGAUGUUUUUUUACACAUUGGAUUCAUGAUCUAAGUGAUAUGUCAGUAAACCAUAUCUCAUGUAGAUGGCAGGAAUAGCCGUUUAACUGCAUAAAAUUUCUAAUGUAUUGCAAGGACCAUUGAUGACUGCCAUAGGCCAAACUGACAUUGUCUGGCAGUUUAUAUUGGACAGUAUGGUUUGAGGAUUUGGCGAAACACCAUUGUUUCCUUAAAUGUUAUAAGCUUGUCUUUUUUAUUUUAACCUA
Molecule: messenger RNA, 1933 nt
Organism: Vitis riparia (riverbank grape)
Lineage: Eukaryota; Viridiplantae; Streptophyta; Magnoliopsida; Vitales; Vitaceae
Product: ubiquitin receptor RAD23b-like
Exons: 13
Coding region: 94-1329 (411 amino acids)
Biological process (GO): proteasome-mediated ubiquitin-dependent protein catabolic process; nucleotide-excision repair
Cellular component (GO): nucleoplasm; cytosol
Molecular function (GO): ubiquitin binding; damaged DNA binding; proteasome binding
Source: RefSeq, a predicted model, not a curated record